This is a messenger RNA of Perognathus longimembris pacificus (Pacific pocket mouse), 2011 nucleotides long. RefSeq names its product cytokine inducible SH2 containing protein (gene Cish). Gene Ontology annotation, biological process: intracellular signal transduction; phosphatidylinositol phosphate biosynthetic process. The transcript has 3 exons. Gene Ontology annotation, molecular function: 1-phosphatidylinositol-3-kinase regulator activity. The coding region runs from base 93 to 872 and encodes 259 amino acids. The record is from RefSeq and is a predicted model, not a curated record. Lineage: Eukaryota; Metazoa; Chordata; Mammalia; Rodentia; Heteromyidae. Gene Ontology annotation, cellular component: phosphatidylinositol 3-kinase complex.
CCGCGCUCCGCCAACCCCGCGGCUCCUCCGCCGGCCCCGGCCCCACCGGCCCCGCUCAGCCAAGCCCAGGCUCCGGAGCUGCCGCUCAGGACAUGGUUCUCUGCGUACCGGGAUCUUGUCCUCUACUGGCUGUGGAGCAGAUUGGGCAGCGGGCCCUGGGGGCCCAGUCCGUGGAACUGCCUGAGCCAGCCAUGCAGCCCUUGCCAGCUGGGGCCUUCCCAGAGGAAGUGGCAGAAGAGACCUCCAUCAAGCCAGAGAGUGAGCCAAAGGUGCUAGAUCCUGAAGAGGAUCUGCUGUGCAUAGCCAAGACCUUCUCCUACCUCCGGGAAUCUGGCUGGUACUGGGGUUCCAUUACCGCCAGCGAGGCUCGGCAGCACCUACAGAAGAUGCCAGAAGGUACAUUCCUCGUUCGAGACAGUACUCACCCCAGCUACCUAUUCACGCUGUCGGUCAAAACCACCCGCGGCCCCACUAACGUACGCAUUGAGUACACCGACUCGAGCUUCCGCCUGGACUCCAACUGCUUGUCCCGGCCUCGCAUCCUGGCCUUCCCAGAUGUGGUCAGCCUGGUGCAGCACUACGUGGCUUCCUGUGCAGCCGACACCACCCGAAGCGACACCCUAGACCCGGCUCCCACCCCAGCUCUGCCGACCCCGAAGCAGGAGUUGCCCCUCGGUGACCCGGCCCCGCCCACCCCCGCGGCCACCGCUGUCCACCUCAGACUGGUGCAGCCGUUCAUGCGCAGGAGCAGUGCCCGCAGCCUCCAGCACCUGUGCCGCCUGGUCAUUAACCGUCUGGUGACCAAUGUGGACAGCCUGCCGCUGCCCCGGCGCAUGACGGACUACCUCCGGCAGUACCCCUUCCAGCUCUGACUCACGGAGCCACACGCUGGACGGGAUGGACAAGGACCCCAGCUGGCCUUGGGCCCCUGUCCGUCCGUCCUUCCUUCCUUCCGCCAUCCACGUGUCUGCACGCACGUGGCCACUGGCCAUUGGCCAGCCAGAGCCAAGCAGGAAGGUUGGAGUAGACGGAGAUAGGGGUGCACACAAGUUGGAAGUCAGGGCCCACCCCCACCCAGGUUCCGUGUGGCUCCCUUGGGGUGAGCUUCGUUGGGAUCAGAGGAGAGGGAGAGAGACGAGGCAGGACCUGGUCUCACCUCGCAGGCUGGGCCCAGGCCUCUCUGCUCAGCUUGCCCACCCCAGCCACUUGUAGACGAUGAAGACUUUCCCAGGCCUGAUUUCUUAAGCUGCGGGUGGGGGCAGGCCCCCCUACCUCCAGCCGGCCUCUGUUUCUGGAGGAUAGACACCAGAGGAACUGAGGUUCACCUUGACGAGGCUCCUUGGGGGAGCCAGGGGUGGGGACAAGAGAGACAGGCCAAGAUGGAAGGGACAGGGACUGCACAGUUAUAUAGUAUUUAUUUAUUUAUUCUCCUCGGGGGUUGGUCUCAGGGGGAGCCACCCACCUCUCUGCCUUGAGCCCAGCUCCGGUCCUUUCCUGUGGAGAGUGUCCCUCCCCCCCCCCCCCCCAGACAUACUCUUGGAUCUAAGGCAGUUGUCAUUGUCCCAGCCCUGCCUGUCUGCUGUGAACGAUGAAUCCGGUUUCUUCUGUCCCCAGCCCUGGUUUGAGAUGGUGGGUGAACAGGCGAAAGAAGGGAGCCAGAGCCUCAGUCCCCAAGCAGAGCCUGUGGCCAGGGCAGUGCCCUAGCUACACAGAGCCGGCCUCCACGUGGACCAGGCCCACAGAGUGUGUGUGAGUGUGAGUGUGUACAUGUACCACGCCAGGAAGGGGCUGGCGGGUUCCAGAGCCACCAUCGCUGCCACUCUGCUCCUGGCAUUGGGACAGCGGGAGAAAUACAUAUCUGAUAAGACUUUAUAAACCAAUUACGAUCCCAAAGUCAGCUUGAUAGUCUUUUCUUCCAUGGAUUUUUUUUUUUUUUCUGUAAUGGCAAUAAAAUGAUGCCUUCCACUGAUGAAGCCCCUUCAGUGGGGCCUCGUUAGAAUUCUGUGCACAG